Messenger RNA from Closterium sp. Naga37s-1, 5565 nucleotides. NCBI's taxonomy places the organism in Eukaryota, Viridiplantae, Streptophyta, Zygnematophyceae, Desmidiales, Closteriaceae. The record is from the annotation of a GenBank genome assembly.
AUGGCAAUGCUGGGCCAUCGCUCCGUGUCUCUGCCGCAGCUGCACCCGUGGAUUCGCGGCGUGGACGGCAGCGAGGCCGUCCUUGAGGCUCAGUGCGGGGAGCCGAGCGACGUCCCUGGGCGCAUGCAUUUGAACAGGCCGGACGAUCAGCAAGGGCAGCCGCAGCAGCAACAGGCGCAGCAGCAGCAGCAACAGGUGCAGCAGCAGGAGGAAGAGGUGCAGCAAGAGCGGCAGCAGCGGGAGGAGCAGCAGCAGCAGCAGUCCGCCAGUGCUGUGUUGGGUCCUCGGUCCGUGGCCGUCUCCCUCACCGUCGACCACGCCUUUGGCUUCGCAUCCCCAGCAUCCCUCCCGCCCGCAGUGCUCUCCGCCCUCGCAGCGCUCGCGGAUUCAGCACGCCACCAGGCUGGCGGGUGCUCCCCGCUCACAGCGGAGGGGACGGCGGACGGCGCCUUGCCUCCCGCGCUUGAAGGCAUCCUACGGAGCGCACCUCCCGCCGGCCCAGGCGACGCGGGAUCGGUUGGUGGGUCGGCUGUUGCAGAGAGGUAUGGGCAGUGGAACGGUGAGAGUGGGUCUUACUCCUUGCUGCUGCCGGCUGAUGCCCCUGCCGUCGCAGCAGCCACUGUCGGCGCAGCUGACAGAGCAAGCUCGUCGGAGACCCAACAAGCAGCAGCAACAACGGCAUCACAACCAGCCGCAUCAACAGGAGCAAGCGCAGCAGUAGCAGCGACAGCAGCAGCGGCAGUGGCGGUGGAGGCUCAGGCAGCGAGUGUGGAAUCAUUACAAGGAGCGCUUGCAGGCAAGGCCAGCAGUUGGGGACUUGCCACCGCUGCGCCUGAUGCCGUGCCACCCGUUGUGGCAGCCGAGGCGGAGGCAGCGACGGGCGAGGGCGAGGAGGGGGCGGAAGCAGCGCUGCUGGCAGUGGAGGUGCGGUGGAAGGGCGCACGCGCAGGGCUGAUGGGGUCCAUGUUCGGGCGCUCCGUGAAGCGCGGGUGCAGCAGCGCACAGCCGCCGCGCGGGCCGCACGGGAUGGUGCGGUGGGAGGAGGGCUUCGCGCACGACUGCCACCUGCUGCCCUGCCCCGCCGCCCUGCGCGCCGCCCGCGGGCAGGGCGAGCCGUGCGGCAAGGGCUGCCUCUUCCAGCCGUGGGAGGUGCUGCUGCUCGUGCACAAGCAUGCACCCAGCAGGCCCAGGGAGCGACCCCAGCAGGUGGCGUCGGUGGUGCUGGACGUGGCGCCGCUCGCCUCACCGCUCUCCACGCAGCCCCUCACGCACCACCUGCUGCUCCUCUUCGCCCCCCCCGACUCGCCCCCCGUCGGCCUGCUGCAGGUGACAGUGGAGUGCACCCAGCUGCCGCAAGCAACAUCCGUCCCCCCGUCCCCAGUCGCACUCCAGUCGGCAGCACCAGUCCCGGCCCAAGCCUCAGCACCGGCGACAGUGCCAGCCACGCCAGCCGCGGGCGCGCCAGCAGCAGCAGGGACGGGGGUGAGGGAGGCUGGGGGUGGCGGGGUGCACCUGGGGGGGCUGUGGGGGUGGCAGCGGCGCAGCCGGGAGAGCAAGAGCCCCGCGCUGCCCCUGGGCGCGGUAGGCGAGCGCGGGGGGCAUGGGGCUGCAGGCAGCGGCAGCGCGGAGCAGAGCAACGGAGGUGGGCAGCAGGAGGAGGCCGAUUGGGUGCAGGGAGGGGACGGCGAUACAGAGUGGGAGCAGGUGGAGCGGAGGGCGAGUGAUGGCGAGGAGGGGGAGAGUGGGCCUGGCGGGCAGGGGAUGGAGGGGCGGCAGGCGAGCAGCGCGGAUGGGAUGGAGGCCUUGGCUAGUGGUGGUGGUGACGGCCAUCGUGGGGUGGGGCUGAGCAGUGGGAACACAGCGAGGCACACAGGUGGUGCCGUGGAGCAGCAGGGAGCGCGUGAAGUUUCUGUGGCGGCGGGGGAAGGCGAGUCCCUGGCAGGCAACAGGGGGGCGUCUGGCAAUGGGGACGUGAGCGGUGGUGCGGACACAGGCGCUGGCGCGAGCACCGGUGCGGGCGCCGGCACGGGCGUGGGCACGGGCAUGAGCAUGGGGCUGCUGGAUGUGCUGCGAGGAGGGGUGUGGCGGCGGUCAGUGUCGGUGGAUGGGGCAGGGCGGGCGCGGGGCAGGCCAGGCGGGAAACAGGUGGCGGGACUAGGAGGGGUGGGUGAUAAGGGGACGGGGGAGGAGGGCGAAGAGGGUGAGAAGAAGGAGCGAGGGAGCAACAUCCUGUGGGAGGGGAAUGGGGUGGUGACAAGGGAGUUGGCAGUGUGGGAGACGGCAGGGGAGGAUGCAGAGAGGGGGGGGGGAGGAGAGGCAGAGAGUGAGUGUGAGGAGGGCGAGGAGGAGAUGGUAGCAGCGGAGGCGCUGUGCUAUGGGCCGCUGGCAGAGGUGAACCUGGGAGGGCACGUGGAAGGACCCGUACACACACGCAUGCGCAUGCUGCACCUGCUGCCCCACGCUCUGCCCUCGCCCCCUCGCACCCUCUCCCUGCCCGGCCAACCCUCUAGCGCGCAUAGUGAGAGAGGGCAGGCUGCAAUGCAAGAAGCGCACGUGGCUCCACUGGAGGGAGGCAGGGAGGGAGGUGGUGAGGAGGGAGCCGUGGGCGCAGAGGGUGGGGGAGGUGCAGCGGAGGAGGAGCAGCGAACAACUGCUCCUCUGAGGUCCCCCUUAGCGCCACGCCUCUUCACCUUCACCUCGCCCUUCCUCUUCUUCUCCUCCACCCCCCGCCUGCCACCUGCUCCUGCGCCCACACCCGACCUGCCCUCACCACCAGCGCCACAGCCCGCAUCGUCAGCACCAGAAGCCACGUCUGAACUCGCACCUGCUGCCUGUGCCGGCUCCACCCAAGGCGAGCAAGGCCCUCCCCCUCCCCAAGGCAGCAGGGACUCGUCCCCCAUCUCACCACUCGACCCCCUCCCUGCCGACGCUCCUCCCCCUUCCAAGUCCUUUCUCCUCCCGCCCUUCCUCCCAGCUAAGCCCCUUGCUGCUACAUCAGGCGGAGGUGGGGCCGGGGGCGGGGGUGGAGGGGGUGCAGGCGUGGGUGCAUUCCUGCGGCGGCCGCUGCUCUUCUUGCGCACGCUGUCGCUGCAGGAGAGGGGCGAGCCACUGCUGCACAAGGCGUACGGGGAGGAGGGGGGCGACGAGAUCGACUGGGACAGGCGCAAGGCACUUGAGGCCGAGCAGGAGCAUCCCCUUUACAAGCUGCCUCUGGAGGAGCAGCAGGCAGCGAGUGCAGGGGAGGCAGAGGCAGAGGCAGUGUCCCCAUCGGCAUCGAGCGUGCGAGAGCUGUUUGGGGACGAGUUCCGCGUGGGGCAGUGGGAGCGCUGUGAGGUGGUGAGUCGCGACGGCACGGCACGGCUGUGCGCACCGGUGUUCCUAGCAACCGUGGACCAGUGCCACGCCAGUGCAGCAGGCGAGGGCGCGUGUGCGCUGCUGGUGGCGCACAUAGCGGCGUGGGUGCAUGCGCACGGGGAGGGCACGCUGCCGGGGCAGGCGGAGCUGGACGACCUCAUCCGUGCCGGGUCGGCGGACUGGCGGCGCCUGCGCGCGCUCAGCGACUUGCACCAGCGCUUCCCUGACGGGCACUUUGAUCUCGACACCGUGCUGGCUGCCGUGCAGCACUCCCACUCCGAUGCACCCCCCCAUACAGACCGUGGCGGGCAGGCUGUGGGUGCAGAGGUCAGCAAGCAGGCAGCUGACAAGGAUGGUGGAGGAAACACAGACUCUGGUGGCGCCCAUGCCGGCAGCAGCGGCAGCAGCGAUGGUGGGGAGGCGGCAGCCAUUCCCCGGCUGCCACUGUGUGUCGUGCCCAGCCAGUCGUUCGUGGGCUUCUUCCAACCGCCCUGCCUUGCUGCCAGGCGCGCCAAGGAGGACGCCGCCCGCACGCAGGGCAGCAGCGCAGCAGAAGGUGAUGCGGCGGAUGUGUGCACUGUGGAUGAGAGCGGUAGAGGUACAGAGGAGGGGGAUGGGGGGAAGGAGGAGGAAGUGGUGGGGAAGCACACAGGCAGUUCGUCAGACAUAGGAGAAAAGGGAAAUGGGGCUGAAGCGUUGUUGGAAGGAGGAAAGCAAGAGCGGGCGUCUAGUGUGGAGAGCCCAGAAGGUGUGGGGGAGAAGGGCGUGGAGGAGAAGGGCAUGGAGCAGCUGAGCUUUUUGGAGGGCAUGCUGUCGUUUGAUGACAUCUGGGAGGCGGUGGUGCAGGCAGGCGAGGGCGUGUACAUCGUGGCCUGGAACGACCACUUCUUCCUCCUCCUCCUGCGCCGCUCCCAAUCCCACCAGCACCAGUACCACCACCAGCAGCAACACGGGCGUGGGGGCGCGCAGGCAGUACUAGAUAUGCCUGUGGGGGAGCACACAGGUGAAGGUGCAGGCCAUGGUGGCACAGAGGGGGAGGCAAGCGGGGAGGGCAUGGAGUGUGUGUUGAUUGACACGCUGGGCGAGCGGCUGCACGAGGGGUGCUCGCAGGCCUUCAUGCUGCUCUUCAAUGCCUCCUCCUGGGUGGACGUGGGCCUGCCUCCCACUGUUGUGCCCGGAAGCACUGCUGCAGGGGUGGCAGGCGCAGGAGGAGGAGGAGGAGGAGGAGGAGAGGGUGGUGCAGGUGAUGGUAGUGGGGGGCAGGCAAAAGCGCAGGGUACUGGUGACAGCAGUGAGCAAAAAGGCAGGGCAGACGAAGCAGAGAGGGCAGAGGAUAAGGCAGGCGGCAUUGGUGCUCAGGUGCCCAAGCUAGAGACGGGCAGGCGAUGGGGUGUGAAGGCAGGCAAGGGCAGUGGCAAGGGCAAAGAUGGCAGUGGGAAGGGCAAAGGCAGCAGUGGGGUGGACACUGGAGCAGGGGGGGUGGGUUCCCAUCCACAUGGGGUGAACGAUACGGUGAGCUGUGAAGUAGAUGUUGCUAAGGGGGUAGACGUGAAAGAGGGAGCAGCACAAGGAACGCAUGUCGCAGAAGUGGAAGGGGUGGUGCUUCAAGCAAGGCAAUUGAAUGAAGGCAUCACUUUGCUCCCUGCCGACACUCACGGCGUGCCUGCUGCCAUCGCUGUCACUCCAAACCAUGUAGAUAGUCCUCCCGCAGACAACUGCAGCCCACCAUGCGGAGAUGAGUCAGCAUCCACUGCAGCUGACUCAGUGCUUCCUACAGCAGUGCAUGCAGCCAAGACAGCAUGUCUGCUGACACACACUGACGGUCCAUCACGGUCACCCAUACACGAGAAGGAAACCAGCAACACCAAUUUUGACGGGUGUGCAAGCAGUGAGCAGCCCACCCAAACCCCGUCGUGCACUGCUGGUUCGUCUCCUGCCUGCAUCGCCACUGCCGCCUCCCCUCCCACCUCGGCGGCACCUGCUUGUGGCGGGGAGGGCGAGGGGGACGCAGCUCCAGUGGCGGCAGGGAGGAGGGUGUGGGGAGCGGAGGCGUGCCGAGAGUACCUCAAGGCGUUCCUGGCGGCGGUGCCGCUGGCGGAGGUGGAGAGUGACCUGCGCAAGGGGCUGCUGGCGUCACCCGAAGCCAUCCACCGCCGCCUGCAGGUGGAGCUCCACUUCACCCGCCUCGAAGAUAUGCCACACUGGCCAUAA